AUGGCUGCGACCUUGAAACCAUAUCUCACUGCUGUGAGGCACACACUGACUGCAGCCAUGUGCUUGGAGAACUUCUCAUCACAAGUUGUGGAGAGGCACAAUAAACCUGAAGUGGAAGUGAGAACCAGCAAAGAGCUGCUCCUGAACCCAGUUGUCAUCAGCCGCAAUGAUAAGGAGAAGGUCUUGAUAGAGGCCUCAAUCAACUCUGUUCGAGUGAGCAUUUCCAUCAAGCAGGCUGAUGAGAUUGAGAAGAUCCUUUGCCACAAGUUCAUGCGCUUCAUGAUGAUGAGGGCAGAGAAUUUCUUCAUACUCAGGCGCAAGCCUGGCUAUGACAUCAGCUUCCUGAUAACCAACUUCCACACAGAGCAGAUGUAUAAGCACAAGUUAGUAGACUUUGUCAUCCAUUUCAUGGAGGAAAUUGACAAAGAGAUCUCAGAGAUGAAGCUUGCAGUCAAUGCCAGGGCGAGGAUUUGUGCUGAAGAGUUCCUUAAACGAGUCAUUUUGAAGCAAGAUGAGCCAAAGACAUCUGAAGUCUUCCAGUGCCUGACUUCAAAAGAAUCACUACAAGUGGAGACUUGCUUUGAUUGUUUCUUUUUUCACAUGCUGAAGAUUGUAUGAAAUAGUAUAAUGGCAAUAUAAUUGAAGGUUGAUGAGAAACUUCUAUGAGUUGAUGGUGAUAUUUUUUUAUUGCAUGUGGGUUAUCUUUCAUCACUGUCUCUUACUCAUGCUGAUCAAAUGAAAUUUCUUUCCUUGUUACAAACUGAUAGUUGAAUUCAGUCUGACUUGUGAGACUGGAAACAUUCCCCUGUGAUGUGUAUUCCCUGGGAAAUUUUUGCAAUAAAAUUUGCUAAUGAGUUGAGGUG
Darwinula stevensoni is the source of this 863-nucleotide messenger RNA. NCBI's taxonomy places the organism in Eukaryota, Metazoa, Arthropoda, Ostracoda, Podocopida, Darwinulidae. The record is from the annotation of a GenBank genome assembly.